Talaromyces amestolkiae is the source of this 564-nucleotide messenger RNA. RefSeq lists its product as uncharacterized. The record is from RefSeq and is a predicted model, not a curated record. Bases 1 to 564 code for a protein of 187 amino acids. Lineage: Eukaryota; Fungi; Ascomycota; Eurotiomycetes; Eurotiales; Trichocomaceae. The transcript has 2 exons.
AUGCAUUCAACAAUUUUGUCAAUUUUGCUCCUCACAUUUGCAGUCUUAUCAUCUGCAGCGAUUGAGAAGCGGGAUAGCGUAGCUCCCACGACUACAUCCGGGUCCAACUUUGCAUCGAUAUCAGCGAUUUUAGGCUCCCUCGCGUCAGCCCUAAGCACCGCAACACCCGCUCCAGGCGUUACACCAGUAGCAGUCCAAACCGCCAACUUGAGCAACAUCGCCGAACCACCCGCAGGCUUCAUCCCCGCUAUAAUGACUGCUGUACCCUUAUCUGUACUGGGUGAUCUGCUCGACUCUAGCUCGCGAAGCUCAUUAGCUGCCGAGUUCCAGAACGGGUCUACACCAGCCUGGUAUCAGUCCCUACCGGCAUCGAUAAAGAGUUAUAUUGCCGAGGUGAAUUCGCAGAUUCAUGCAGGAGCGUUGUAUGCGAAUACGUCUGUUGCGGUGGCGACGUCGAGUAGUACGGCAUUGGCGGCGCAGAGGGCUGUUGCGCCGACGGGGGUUGCCAUGGGGGUCAAUGUGCUUGGUGCUUUAGGUGUGGCUGGAUUGGCGAUGGUUUUGUGA